UCCUCAAUAAAAAUGUUUAUAAUUACAUUCAAAUUAUUAUUAUUUGCAAGCUUCUCCGAGGCGUUACAAUGCAAAGAUGAUAACAACAAUAAUGUAGACUGGUAUAUGGUAUACAAAAUACCAUCUCAAAGCCACUCGAACAAUCAACUCAUCAAAGAUGGUGUCGCCCACAUUUUCCUCACAUCGAGCGACCCGAUGUGGAAAUUUUCGAACAAAUCAAUCGGCGAUCGGAAAUCGAUAAUAGGGAAUACCCUGCGCGAUUUGUACGAAAACCCGGCCGACUCAAGUUACUUGUUCUACAACGACGAGUUUCCCGAUAGGAAAAUCGAAGGGAAAGGUCACACCAAAGGGGUGGCGGCGACUGAUAAAAAUGGGGGUUAUUGGCUGGUGCAUUCGGUACCGCUUUUUCCGAAUUCGACGGAAAAUUAUUUCUAUCCAUCGACCGGGACGCGUUACGGGCAGACCUUUCUUUGCAUCUCCAUGGAUUUGCAGAAUGUAAAUAAAGUUGGUUUACAGCUCCAAUACAACCAGCCCGCCAUUUACGCCAAACGCAUUCUACAGGAUGUGGCCGAUUUGGCGGGCCAUUUGGCCGAAGCCGCCUCCGGUACUACCAUUACGUCUCCUCCUUGGUACCAUCUGGCCUCCAUUAAAUCGAUUUCGAACGUGGAAUUCUUAUCUUUCGCCAAAUCCGAGCGAUUCAACAAAGAGCUCUACGUAGACCUGGUAGCCCCCGGUCUACAAACCGACUUGAACGUGGAGACCUGGCCCAACGGAAAGGGAAAACUCGCGUCUAAUUGCACUCUACCGUUCAAAGUGAAAAACGUGAGGUCUGUACGUUUGGAGGUGGCUGGUGUUUCGUUUUUGAGUACCCACGAUCAUUCUAAAUGGGCUGUUUCUUCGGGGGACGGGGGGAAGUUUUGGAUUUGCAUAGGGGAUAUUAACAGAGAGGAGCAUCAGUUAAGAAGAGGCGGAGGGACUGUUUGUUUGGAUGAUUCGAAAAUAGCGGGGUAUUGGCAAAAAUUCGUCGAUUCGGUGGAAAAUUGUUGAUUGUUUUUUUUUUUUAAAUAAACUGGCAGCGCCAUCUGUUAUCAAUGGCUGUAAUUUUAAGUGAAUGUGUG
Molecule: messenger RNA, 1118 nt
Organism: Phyllotreta striolata
Lineage: Eukaryota; Metazoa; Arthropoda; Insecta; Coleoptera; Chrysomelidae
Source: the annotation of a GenBank genome assembly